This is a messenger RNA of Strongylus vulgaris, 456 nucleotides long. The record is from the annotation of a GenBank genome assembly. Lineage: Eukaryota; Metazoa; Nematoda; Chromadorea; Rhabditida; Strongylidae.
AUGCUGGAUCAGUUAACGGAUAGAUGUGGCACAAUGGCAUUAUGCAUGGCCUUGUGCAGAUUUUAUCCUGCUUGGAUGUUUUGGAUUCAGAUCAGCGCUGUGGUUGACAUUGCUUCACAUUGGCUGCAUCUUCAUGCUACUGACCUCACACGUGCUGAAACCCACAAGAAAAGCGAUAAUCCUAUUCUACAUCUCUACUAUACCAAUCGCAUGUUUCUUGGAUUUAUGUGCGCCGGAAAUGAGGCCUUCUAUCAGAUCCUCUACCUACGUGCAUUCCAUCCUGGUCCCUCAGUUUUUGGUGUCUACUUGCUGUCUUAUCUUGCUGCUAUAGCUUUCCCUAUAGCAUUUGUAAAGUCUGUAAUUAGCCUUGUUCACUUGGUGACUGCUUCACAAACUAUUGUAAAUUAUGAUACUGAGCAGAUUCUCAGCAAACGUCGGCCUGCUAAGGCUGACUAA